Messenger RNA from Phytophthora sojae, 1302 nucleotides. RefSeq lists its product as hypothetical. The transcript has a single exon. The record is from RefSeq and is a predicted model, not a curated record. Gene Ontology annotation, molecular function: nucleic acid binding; zinc ion binding. Bases 1 to 1302 code for a protein of 433 amino acids. Lineage: Eukaryota; Oomycota; Peronosporomycetes; Peronosporales; Peronosporaceae.
AUGGCUCGAUUUCUGAAGGAACAACAGGCCACGGUUGUAACACCUACUCCAGUGGUCGACGACAACGUUGGAUCGCGGGACGUGGAGAUGGAAUCAGCCGGAUCGCCGGAUCAAGAUCUCUCUCAGUGGGAAUACGAUCCGGACGACAUUGAUCUACCGAGUUCGGCCCCUGCUGCGGUGGCCACCGCUGCCUCAGGAUCCACUGGGUCCUCAUUGAUCCAGCGUGUGCGGAUUUCGGCGAUGUCCGAUCUUAAGGAGUUCAGUGGCAAGGAUCAGGACGAAGACCGCGCCCGAUCGUGGAUCAGCAAGGUAAAGUCGGCGUUCCUGCGAGAUCAGGCUACGGACGAAGAGAAGUGCCUGACUUUUGCUGAUCUACUGACGGGCCCGGCGAAGAACUGGUACCACCAGCUGGGCCGAUCGACGCGGAACAAGUGGAGCGAUCUACUCCGGAGUUUCCAGAUCCAGUAUUGUGGCCUGGGAGUAUCGGUCGCUUGGCAGUAUUACCAUUCUCGCAAGAGAUCAGAUGAAUCGCCGUUGGAGUACCUCUAUCGACUGAAUGUGGCGGCUCUGCGUGUAAGCUUGAAGAUCAAGGACGGGGAUUCCAAGGCCCGUCGAGAACAUGUCGAACACUUUAUCGAGACGCUGGGCGAUCCGGAACUGGCCGAUCGGCUCACUCUACUCCGGCUUGCGGACGCAGAAGAUCUGGAGGAAGUCCUGCGCGCUCAAGAGCGCGCGAAGAGCAGACAGAAGCGAUCUGCCUUUGGAUCGAAGUACCGUCAGAACGUUCCGACCUCAGCACCAGCUGCUGCAACCAAGCGGGCAGUGCGUGCAGUGCAGAUCGCGAGCCAGGAGUCUGAAUCGGACACGGGAUCAGACGGAUCGGACUCGGAGGGUGAUCUACGUCGCGUUUACCUAGCGUCGGCCGAGGACAAGUCCCGCAACGCUGGGGGCGACGCGACGAAGCCGGAUCGAAGCAACCAGGCGCAGAUCAACCAUGACCCACCUCGAUCGGAUCCACGAUCGCGAUCUUCACCUGACGGAUCGGAGCGAUCAAACCGCUGCUCACAUUGUGGAUCGCGGAAACACACCGAUCUCGAUUGUUGGAGACGUUUGACGUGCGAGAAGUGUGGCAAGAAAGGUCAUCCGGCGGAUCGCUGCCUGUUUGUGUGCCGUGGAUGUGGUGAACUACACGAGAUGGGCAAGUGUCCGAUGGAGGAAUUCUACAACCAGAUCCGUCAAUGGUUCAACCCGGUGAAGCACGCUGGCAUGUUGCCCGCGAUCGCCGAGAAGAUGUUAAACUAG